CAGCGAGUAUUGCAUGGUCGGACAUCGGCCGCCAACUCUCAAUCGCUUGUAAGCCACUCUCACGGCUCAGCCUGUGGCCCUUGAGUCUCACGUUUAUCUCCGACUCGAACCCUUCCAGCACAACAGAUACGGACCUGUCCUCUAAAAAAUGCAAGGGAAGCGGAUAGAAAAGUCAACCCCUACGAAGUCUUUCGAUACCGUGGUGUCCAGACCUCAGAUGUUGAAGCGAGGGUGCGCCCCGAUAUGGUAACGAGGAAGGGGCGGCACAGUGGGUCUCCGGAACGUUUUUUUUGGUUUGGGGAGCGGUGUAUCGACAUAAGUGCAUCGCUAUCAUUUCAUUUCAUUGCAAUAGAGCCUGAGCGCAAUAUGACGAUGACCAGCAAAGCACCAACUUCCUUCCGAUGCAUUGGAAGUGGCAACGCGCGAGCUAGGCCCACUGUGUUGCCAAAGUUUGCAACCUCUCAUCAUGGACGUCCUUUCGAUGUCGCGACGCAACUUGGUAGCACUCCUCAUUUUCUCAAUGGGUGCUGUCCAAGUUGUGGGUUCGGCCGCGAUUUUGUUGACAUGUUGAGGGCGACACGGACGGCUCCACCUUGCACGACACGCUUUCUAACCAUGCUGACAAACAUUCACAAACGCAAGGCCACAAAUAAUUUUCUUGUGCAACGUGUAACAGACCAUCUUCUCCGGGAUUCCCCAAAGACAUGAUGCCCAACUAAUUAUUUAUGGUGGACCCAUUUUUGAUGACGGCGAACCCAUAGGCAGGAUCCCAGCCUCUACUGAGUGAAUCCACUAACCGGAGGCCGAGUUCUAUCAUGCAGACGGAGUCAUCUGUACUGCAACUAGAUCAUUACGGGCGAAAAUAAGCUUG
Cantharellus anzutake is the source of this 871-nucleotide messenger RNA. RefSeq lists its product as uncharacterized. The transcript is spliced from 3 exons. The coding region runs from base 244 to 708 and encodes 154 amino acids. The record is from RefSeq and is a predicted model, not a curated record. NCBI's taxonomy places the organism in Eukaryota, Fungi, Basidiomycota, Agaricomycetes, Cantharellales, Hydnaceae.